AUGAGUGGAAAGGGAAAAGUCAAGAAUGGGAGAGGAGACACCAGCUCCAAGAAUGAGAGGAUCGCUAUAAUCUCGCCAGAUAGGUGCAAGCCCAAGAAGUGCAAGCAAGAGUGCAGAAAGAGCUGUCCUGUGGUUAAAACAGGUAAAUUAUGUAUUGAAGUCACUCCCGCUUCCAAAAUUGCAUUCAUUUCGGAAACCUUGUGUAUUGGUUGUGGUAUCUGUGUCAAGAAAUGCCCCUUUGAUGCCAUCACAAUCAUCAAUUUGCCUACCAAUUUGGAAGGUGAAACCACGCAUAGAUACUCGGCAAACUCCUUCAAAUUGCAUCGACUUCCAACUCCCAGACCUGGCCAAGUAUUGGGUUUGGUUGGCACCAACGGUAUAGGGAAGUCAACCGCGUUGAAGAUCUUGGCCGGUAAGCAAAAGCCCAACUUGGGGAGAUACGAUGACCCUCCUGACUGGGAAGAAAUCUUGAGACAUUUUAGAGGCUCCGAGUUGCAAAACUACUUUACAAAAGUGUUGGAAGAUGACAUCAAGGCCAUCAUCAAGCCUCAAUACGUUGACAACAUCCCUCGUGCCCUUGCCAAAUCAAAAGUCAAGGAAGUUGGAGCCAUUUUGGAGUCCAAGAAUGAAAGAAAAGACGACUUUGACUAUGUUUUAAAAGUGUUGGAGUUGAAACACGUUUUGAAUAGAGAAGUGGAAAACUUGUCAGGAGGAGAAUUGCAGAGAUUUGCUCUUGGUAUGACGUGUGUUCAAGAUGCCAAUGUCUACAUGUUUGAUGAGCCCUCCUCGUACUUGGAUGUCAAGCAAAGAUUGAGAGCAGCUGAAAUCAUCAGAUCAUUAUUGUCGGCAACAACCUAUAUCAUCUGUGUCGAGCACGAUUUGUCAGUCUUGGACUAUUUGUCCGAUUUCAUUUGUAUUCUUUAUGGUGCUCCAUCGGUUUACGGUGUGGUGACGCUACCAUCAUCAGUGAGAGAAGGUAUCAAUAUCUUUUUGGAUGGUCACAUCCCCACGGAAAACAUGAGGUUCAGAACUGAGUCUUUGCAAUUUCGAUUGGCAGAUGCCGCCGACGAUCUCAUUUUGGACAAGUCCAACUCAUUAGCAUACCCAUCGAUGCUGAAAACGCAAGGUGAUUUCAAGUUGGACGUUGAGGCUGGUGAUUUCACAAACUCGGAAAUCUUGGUCAUGAUGGGUGAGAAUGGUACCGGUAAGACCACUUUUUGUAAAUUGUUGGCCGGUGCCAUCGCGGCUGAUAACGGUAAGGAGAUCCCCAAAUUGAAUGUUUCGAUGAAGCCACAAAAGAUUGCUCCUAAAUUCACCGGUACCGUUAGACAGUUGUUCUUCAAGAAAAUCAGAGCCUCUUUUUUGCACCCUCAAUUCCAAACCGAUGUGGUUAAGCCUUUGAAAAUUGAGGACAUUGUUGAUCAAGAGGUGCAGACCUUGUCCGGUGGUGAGUUACAAAGAGUUGCCAUUGUGUUGGCCUUGGGUAUUCCAGCCGAUUUGUAUUUGAUUGACGAGCCAUCUGCCUAUUUGGAUUCCGAACAGCGUAUUAUCUGUUCCAAGGUCAUUCGAAGAUUCAUCUUGCACGCAAAAAAGACGGCAUUCAUUGUCGAGCACGAUUUCAUCAUGGCCACCUAUUUGGCCGACAGAGUCAUAGUUUUCGAGGGUCAACCAUCCAGACACGCGGUUGCAAGAACGCCAGAGUCCUUGUUGACUGGUUGUAACAGGUUUUUGAAAAACUUAAACGUCACUUUCAGAAGAGAUCCAAAUUCGUACAGACCGAGAAUCAACAAGUUGGACUCUCAAAUGGAUAAAGAGCAGAAGUUGUCAGGUAAUUACUUCUUCUUGGAGAACACCGAAUUGUGA
Molecule: messenger RNA, 1863 nt
Organism: Lodderomyces beijingensis
Lineage: Eukaryota; Fungi; Ascomycota; Pichiomycetes; Serinales; Debaryomycetaceae
Source: the annotation of a GenBank genome assembly